Messenger RNA from Capsicum annuum, 1255 nucleotides. Its product is annotated as NAD(P)H:quinone oxidoreductase-like. NCBI's taxonomy places the organism in Eukaryota, Viridiplantae, Streptophyta, Magnoliopsida, Solanales, Solanaceae. The coding region runs from base 239 to 838 and encodes 199 amino acids. The transcript has 3 exons. Gene Ontology annotation, cellular component: cytosol. The record is from RefSeq and is a predicted model, not a curated record. Gene Ontology annotation, molecular function: FMN binding; oxidoreductase activity.
GCAGGGUUAGAGACACAACAGUCCUUCACACACCAAACAAAUAUGAAAAAGGAAUAAUCUCAUCAUAAUUAAUCACCAAAUUACUAGUACGAAACUCUAGUACUCCAGUAUGAUGGCUCGGCCCCUCAAUUUUAAAUCCUGGACGGUUCGUCAUUGCAUCCGUCAGGUAUUUCGAAUUCCACUAUAAAUGUGUGAUGAGAAAAAAACAUUAUGCGAAGAAUAAAAUAUCUGAAGUUGAAUGCAAUCAGUGGUGAUGGCGACUGAACCAGUACUCAAGGUAGCUGCUCUCUGCGGUUCCCUCCGUGAAGCUUCCUUUCAUCGCGGUCUCCUCCAUGCCGCUAUGGAGAUAUGUAAGGAUUCUAUCAAGGGAAUGGAGAUUGAGUACGUUGACAUAACAUCAUUGCCGUUUAUGAACGAGGACCUUGAGGUGAAUGGAAUUUAUCCCCCUGCUGUGGAGGCAUUUCGUAAGAAAAUUGAAGAGGCUGAUUGUUACCUUUUUGCUUCUCCUGAGUACAAUUACUCCGUCACAGGACCUUUGAAAAAUGCAAUUGAUUGGGCAUCUCGACCUCCUAACGUUUGGGCUGAUAAAGUGGCAGCAAUCGUGAGUGCUGGAGGUAAUUUUGGUGGAGGACGAUCACACUAUCACCUUCGACAGAUUGGAAUCUUCAUUGAUCUUCAUUUCAUUAACAAGCCUGAGCUUUUCGUGUAUGCAUUCGAGUCACCACCGAAGUUUGACAGCAACGGUGUGCUGACAGAUGAAGAAAUCAAGUCGAGACUCAGAGCAGUUCUUUUGGCUUUACAGGCAUUUGCAUUGAGACUCAAACGCAAGUGUGAAUAGCUUCUCCCAGUGAAUGUGGUCAUUUUCUCAUCCAAUAUGGGAUGAUGAAAAUUGUCUCCAGUCAAAUAGUUAUUUAUCUUCUAUUUUUGACAAGUUGGUCCUAUUUUGCCAAGACAUUUGUCUUUGAUAAGAAACCAUAGAGGUCCUACACUUGAAGUACAAAAGUAAUUGUUUUGUGCUACCUAAUAUUUCUUGUUUUUAUAUUAGUGUUUUUUUUUUUUUUUUUUUUCUUGAGUGGGAUGUAUCGAAAACACUCUUUCUUUUUUUACCUCUAGGGUGUAGAUAUUGAUUGCGUAUUCUGCCCUUUUUAAAUCCUACUUUGUGCAAGUGGAGGUAUUGAUUGCAUAUAUUCUGUCCUUUUCAGACCUACUUUGUGCAAAUACAAUGAGUAAAUUGUUGUAUUUGUUUUUAUUGAAA